AUGGAAAGUCUAUAUGCAAACAUAGAGGUUUUUGGAGAAGUUUUAGACACUUGGGUUGAUUUACUUAACCACCAAGAACUGGAAAGGGAUUUUGGAAAUUCACCAUACAGACUCUUCUUGAAAGUUGUAGUUUCUGAGAACUUUCAUGACAGUACCGAUGGGUACAAAAAAAUCUUGAACAUCAAAGAUAUUGACAUGGUAUUCUUUCCAGUUGUUAUAAGUGCUCACAUUUUUGUGAUUGUCUUCAACUUAAAGAAACCAUCAAUUGAAAUUCUGGACAACAGUGCAGUUGAGGGGGAUUAUGAAGCGAAAUACGGAGUACUAUUGAAGCCUUUGGCUAAGAUGUUGGAUCUUGCUGAAAAAUAUCAAAAAGUUGACUUCAAAGUGCGUACUGAUCAUGCAUAUGAGGCUAUGGAAACAAUUCAAAAAAGGUUAAAAGAAUAUUGA
Messenger RNA from Lactuca saligna, 447 nucleotides. The record is from the annotation of a GenBank genome assembly. Lineage: Eukaryota; Viridiplantae; Streptophyta; Magnoliopsida; Asterales; Asteraceae.